This is a messenger RNA of Fusarium venenatum, 570 nucleotides long. The record is from RefSeq and is a predicted model, not a curated record. NCBI's taxonomy places the organism in Eukaryota, Fungi, Ascomycota, Sordariomycetes, Hypocreales, Nectriaceae.
AUGGCAAACUUGUAUUCGUCCCUAGAAGAAACACAUCGUCCUCUCCGUCCAAGUCUCACACCCUCAACAGACUCUCAGAGACAGGAGGCACAGGCACACCAGUCAAUGUCGGAACCAACAUUCAGUCCCACGGGUCUUCUGGGAGAUAGAUAUGACCUACUCAGGCAGGAAAUGGAAGAAAGAUCACGAGCUGCCACGCAGAGACCAAGAGAAAAUCCAUUUAACGGUGGCUUACUCGGGGCUCUUGAUGAGUACGAGAACCAGCAGGUCGAGGUGCCUCGUGGCCAAAUAACUUCAUCAGACACUUGGGGAGUCGGUGCUGGAUUAUCGAGAGCGCCUUCGAGAAGGUCUUAUCACGGGUGUAACUCCACCACCUCUGUUGGAUAUGUCAUCCACGGUACCACAAAGACAACCGUCAUGGCGAGGGACGAGUGGUCAUGGCGUAAGAGCCUCCACUGGUCAACCUUUAUUGACGCUGGCGGAAAACUCGAGAACUUAAUGGGGCACUUCUACUUCCUUGAACAGAAGCCGUUCGAUGGCUGUUCGUCCUUCAGGCGUAGAAAGAUCUGA